Messenger RNA from Pichia kudriavzevii, 447 nucleotides. RefSeq lists its product as uncharacterized. The record is from RefSeq and is a predicted model, not a curated record. The coding region runs from base 1 to 447 and encodes 148 amino acids. The transcript has a single exon. NCBI's taxonomy places the organism in Eukaryota, Fungi, Ascomycota, Pichiomycetes, Pichiales, Pichiaceae.
AUGUCCAGACGUCUCUUGAAAGAAAUCAGAGACCUGGUGGGUGUCACCGAAGAGAACCCCACUCUAAAGCUUGUCUCGCCCCCACAUUCGCUUGCCCAGAUAGAGGUGUCCAUCUCCGUGCCGGAGAACCCCCUCUACAGUGGACAGACCUUUGUGGUCUCCUACACACCGGGGGGUGACUAUCCGUUCCACCCGCCCACGGUUGUCUUCAACGGGAACACGAUCCCGCUGCAUCCACACGUGUACAGCAAUGGCCAUAUCUGUCUCAACAUCCUCUAUGACGGAUGGACCCCCGUGCAGACCCUCCUCUCUGUUGUGCUCUCCCUACAAUCAAUGCUUGCCGGCAACAGUCUCGCCGAAAGACCCCCCGACGACGACCUCCAUUGUGGGAGGGGGAGCAGCGAUCCACAGAAGACAAGGUGGGUCUUUCAUGACGACAAUGUAUAG